AACGCCGACAACUGGGCCAACCUAUUGGACGCCACACUGCAUACGGUGUACCGGUUGGCCAAAGUCAAGACACUGACCAAAGGCCAGCGCGAGUGUGUGUCCGACUUUCUCGUCUCACUGACGCGGGAAAUGCAGCCCUCAAUGCUGUUACGAUUGCUACGCAAACUGUGUAACGACGUGUCAGUGCUGACCGACUACACCACUGUCGCCCUCCGACUCCUGACCCUACACUACGAGCGUUGCGCCAAAUACUACUCGAGCGGCGGUCAGGGCUCGUACGGUACGGCCUCCGAAGAGGAACGCCGGCUGACCAUGGUGCUGUUCAGCAAUAUAUUUGACUCAUUGGCCAAAAUGGCGUACGACCCGGACCUGUUCACGCAGUCGCUGCCCUGUCUGACAGCCAUCGCAGCCGCGCUGCCGCCCGACUACUCACUAACCAACAGUAAUUUGGACGAUAUUAUCAACAAAAACGGUGCCACUGACGGCCCGUACAUACCGGAGCCCGUGAACAUCGGAUCGGUUACACUAUCGGCCGAAAUGAUGAAUUUGGUGCAGAAGUUCUCUGAGCACUAUCACGACGCCUGGGCCUCCAGAAAGUUUGAAAACGGCUGGCAAUACGGCGACAGUUGGCAGUACCGCAAGAGUCACCCCCGACUCAAGCCAUACCAUCUGCUCAGCGAUCGGGAAAAGGAGAGGUAUAAGGAGCCCAUUAGGGACGCCAUCAAAGCGCUGUUGGCCAUGAAUUAUAAGGUAGAGCAGUCAGAGUCGGGUCAGUCGACGCUAACCCGACAAACGUCGCGCACAGAGAUGACCGCACAGAACAUAUCGAUCGCCGACUAUAACCCGCAACCAGUAGACAUGGCUAACCUCACGCUCAGCCGCGAUAUGCAGACAAUGGCCGAGAGGUUGGCCGAGAACGCGCACGACAUGUGGGCCAAACAGGUGAAGACCGAGUCACAGGCGCUGGGCGGCUGUAUUCACCCCCAGAUGGUUCCGUACGAUUUGCUCACCGAUCGGGAGAAGAAGAAGAAUAGGGAGCGAUCGCAAGAGUUGCUUAAGUUUUUCCAGUUCGAGGGCUUCAAAGUGUUCCGUACCGAAACCAUUACUGACCAAAGAAACAGAUUGGGUUCAGUGAUCAACGCGGACGGCGCCGCCGGACUCGCCGGCCAGUCGACUGAGUGCCGGUUCGCGUCCAGUUUNAUUACUGACCAAAGAAACAGAUUGGGUUCAGUGAUCAACGCGGACGGCGCCGCCGGACUCGCCGGCCAGUCGACUGAGUGCCGGUUCGCGUCCAGUUUGCUCGAGAAGCUGCUCCAGUAUCUGGACAUCACCACAAUGUCGCUCAAACUGUUGAAACCGUCGGCCAAUCACACGCGUCGCUCGUCGUUCAAACAGACCUCGCGUGACGUGACGUUCUUCAGCAAAGUGGUGCUCCCGUUGAUGGAGAAGUACUUCUCGGCUCAGCGCUCGUUCUUCUUGACCUCCGUGGCCGCCACUACCGGUCAAGUGGCGGUGAACGCCGGCAUUGCCACUGUCCGCGAGCGGGAACUCGUGGCCAACUUGUUCUGCAAAUUGGCCGCCUUUUUGCGGUCAAAACUGUCGGUCAUCGGCUUUGACGCCAAGAUAUCUGUGCGAUGUCUGCAGGUGCUAAUCCAAGCGACCGACGCCAAGACAAUCGUGAAGUACUCGCCGGAUUUUGUGAAGACAUCGAUGUUGACAUUCUUCAACCACACGGCCGACGACCUGAGCACAUGUGUAUUCAAUCUGCAAAACGCCCGCUUCUCGCACAUCAGGGGCACCACAAUGAAGACCUCGUCGUCGCUG
This is a messenger RNA of Medioppia subpectinata, 1824 nucleotides long. Lineage: Eukaryota; Metazoa; Arthropoda; Arachnida; Sarcoptiformes; Oppiidae. The record is from the annotation of a GenBank genome assembly.